Arabidopsis thaliana (thale cress) is the source of this 2452-nucleotide messenger RNA. RefSeq names its product putative pentacyclic triterpene synthase 3 (gene PEN3). Gene Ontology annotation, cellular component: lipid droplet. Gene Ontology annotation, molecular function: intramolecular transferase activity; oxidosqualene cyclase activity. Gene Ontology annotation, biological process: triterpenoid biosynthetic process. NCBI's taxonomy places the organism in Eukaryota, Viridiplantae, Streptophyta, Magnoliopsida, Brassicales, Brassicaceae. Bases 67 to 2349 code for a protein of 760 amino acids. The transcript is spliced from 14 exons. The record is from RefSeq and is marked reviewed.
AGACAACCUCAUACUUACAGAAGCUUUCUAGUCCAAGCUCAAGCCAGCAGGGAGAGUUAUUACAAAAUGUGGAGGCUGAGGAUCGGAGCUAAGGCAGGAGAUGACCCUCACUUGUGCACCACCAACAACUUCUUGGGAAGGCAGAUAUGGGAGUUUGAUGCCAACGCAGGCUCUCCAGCGGAACUCUCUGAGGUUGAUCAGGCUCGACAAAAUUUCUCAAACAAUAGGUCACAAUACAAGGCUUGUGCCGAUCUCCUUUGGCGUAUGCAGUUUCUAAGGGAGAAGAAUUUCGAGCAAAAGAUUCCACGAGUGAGAAUAGAGGAUGCCAAGAAAAUAACAUUUGAAGACGCAAAAAAUACACUGAGAAGAGGAAUACAUUAUAUGGCAGCGUUGCAAUCUGAUGAUGGACAUUGGCCUUCCGAAAACGCUGGUUGCAUUUUCUUCAAUGCCCCCUUUGUUAUAUGUUUGUAUAUCACUGGCCAUCUGGAUAAAGUUUUCUCUGAAGAGCAUCGGAAAGAGAUGUUGCGUUACAUGUACAACCAUCAGAACGACGAUGGUGGAUGGGGAAUAGACGUAGAAAGCCAUAGUUUUAUGUUUUGCACGGUCAUCAACUACAUCUGCCUACGAAUCUUCGGAGUAGAUCCCGAUCAUGAUGGUGAAAGUGCUUGUGCAAGGGCUCGUAAAUGGAUCAUUGACCACGGUGGCGCUACCUAUACGCCAUUAUUUGGAAAAGCCUGGCUUUCGGUUCUUGGAGUAUAUGAAUGGUCUGGUUGCAAACCCAUACCCCCAGAGUUCUGGUUUUUUCCUUCCUAUUUUCCUAUUAAUGGAGGCACUCUCUGGAUAUAUUUACGGGAUACUUUCAUGGCAAUGUCCUAUUUGUAUGGUAAAAAAUUUGUUGCUAAACCAACACCUCUCAUUCUACAACUUCGUGAAGAACUUUAUCCUCAACCUUAUGCUGAAAUUGUUUGGAGCCAAGCUCGCAGUCGAUGUGCGAAGGAAGAUCUAUAUUAUCCACAAUCAUUGGUACAAGACUUGUUUUGGAAACUUGUUCACAUGUUUUCGGAGAAUAUCUUAAAUCGAUGGCCUUUCAACAAGCUCAUUAGAGAAAAAGCUAUUCGAACGGCAAUGGAACUCAUUCACUACCAUGACGAAGCCACCCGGUACAUUACAGGUGGAGCAGUGCCAAAGGUGUUUCAUAUGCUUGCUUGUUGGGUUGAAGAUCCAGAGAGUGAUUAUUUUAAAAAACAUCUUGCGCGAGUCUCUCAUUUCAUAUGGAUUGCGGAGGACGGCUUGAAAAUCCAGACUUUUGGUAGCCAAAUAUGGGAUACAGCCUUCGUUCUCCAAGUCAUGUUAGCGGCUGAUGUUGACGAUGAGAUAAGGCCAACGCUCAUAAAGGGAUACUCUUACUUGAGGAAAUCCCAAUUUACAGAGAAUCCUCCCGGUGACUAUAUCAAUAUGUUUAGAGACAUAUCCAAAGGAGGGUGGGGCUAUUCAGACAAAGAUCAAGGAUGGCCUGUUUCAGAUUGUAUUUCUGAGAGUUUAGAGUGCUGCCUGAUCUUUGAGAGUAUGUCAUCCGAAUUCAUUGGUGAGAAAAUGGAAGUGGAGAGGCUUUAUGAUGCCGUCAAUAUGCUUCUCUAUAUGCAGAGCAGAAAUGGAGGGAUAUCUAUAUGGGAAGCAGCGAGUGGGAAAAAAUGGCUAGAGUGGCUUAGUCCCAUAGAGUUUAUUGAAGACACUAUCCUCGAGCAUGAGUAUCUAGAAUGCACGGGGUCAGCGAUAGUGGUGUUGGCACGCUUCAUGAAACAGUUUCCAGGGCAUAGAACAGAAGAAGUCAAAAAAUUUAUAACAAAGGGAGUGAAAUACAUAGAAAGCUUACAAAUUGCGGAUGGUUCGUGGUACGGAAACUGGGGAAUAUGUUUUAUAUAUGGGACUUUCUUUGCUGUCCGAGGUUUAGUGGCCGCGGGAAACACUUACGAUAACUGUGAGGCAAUCCGUAGAGCAGUUCGAUUCCUUCUUGAUAUACAAAACGGUGAAGGCGGUUGGGGAGAGAGUUUUCUUUCUUGCCCCAACAAAAAUUAUAUUCCUUUGGAGGGGAACAAGACCGAUGUGGUGAAUACAGGACAAGCAUUGAUGGUUCUAAUAAUGGGUGGUCAGAUGGAUAGAGAUCCUUUACCGGUUCACCGCGCUGCAAAAGUAUUAAUCAAUUCACAAAUGGAUAACGGUGAUUUUCCACAGCAGGAAAUAAGGGGUGUUUACAAAAUGAAUGUGAUGCUAAAUUUUCCAACCUUUAGAAACUCUUUCACUCUUUGGGCACUAACACACUACACCAAGGCUAUACGGUUGCUCCUUUGAUGAUGACCAUACAUCUGAAGCUCAUCACCCGUGUUAUACUGUUUUCAUUUAUCUCCUUCUUGUAUUUUUCAAUGUAAGAAGUUCAUUUACUUUCUUGUUUUAC